AUGGAGGCUUCGACAGGAUACAAAACUAUACCAGAGAUUUUUGUCGAUCCUGAGAAAACUCCCGUUUCUUCUGACAGUGAAUCAUCUGAAUCAUCUGAUGAUAAAUCAUUAAGUAGUAAAACAAGUGAUGAGAACUUCAGACCAACUCAUCACCUAGUUAUUCCUCAGUUAAAACAUUCAAAUUCAGCUUCUUCUCUUAGUUCAUACGCAUCUUCAACUCCAAAUACUCCUAAUGAAAAACCCUUAACAGAAGAAAAUAUAUUUUCACUUGGAGAAAGUGGAGCUUUGGCUCAAAGUUGGUACACUAGUGGUGGUGGAACAAUUCAUUCGGAUGGUCGAUGGUUUAGAGAUGAACAAAGUCGAACUUGUUUAAUGCGAGGUGUUAACCUAUGUGGAAAUUCAAAAUUACCAACCAAACCUAAUGGAUCUAGUCAUUUGAUUGAAGGUUUCUUUGAUCAUCGUAAUGUAUCAUUUAUUGGGCGUCCAUUCCAUUUAGAAGAAGUACAUCAACACUUCGCUAGAUUAAGAACUUGGGGUUUGACAUUUGUGAGGCUUUUGGUAACUUGGGAAGCUUUAGAACAUUCCGGACCUGGCAUUUAUGAUGAAGAAUUUAUUGAAUAUCUUAUUAAUAUCAUUGAAGAAAUGCCAAGGUAUGGCAUUAGAUGUUUCAUAGACCCACAUCAAGAUUGUUGGUCACGUUUUUCGGGAGGUUCUGGUGCUCCAGGUUGGACGUUUGAAAUUGCAGGUCUUGAUAUGAACCAAUUUAAAACAACUGGAGCAGCAUAUGUUCAUAAUACAAAUCAUAAACCGGGUGAUUUUUUACCUAUGGUUUGGCCUACAAAUUAUACGAAGUUAGCAAGUAGUACGAUGUUUACCUUAUUUUGGGGAGGUGAUGUGUUCGCACCAGAAUCAUUAUAUGAGGGUGUCAAUGUUAAAGAAUUCCUUCAAGAUAAAUAUAUAAAUUAUGCUGUAAUGGGAUUUGAACUCAUGAAUGAACCUCAUCCCGGUUAUAUUGGUCUCUCUGACCUUUUCAAAUAUGAUGCAGGUACCACAUUAGUUUUUGGGGAUUCCCCGAAUGCCUUGCAAUCUUUUGCUUUAGGUGAUGGAAUACCUCAAGAAAUUGAAGUAUGGAUUAGAUCUUGGCCAUUUCCUACUCGUAAACAUUCCACUCGACUUGUAAAUGAAGAACGUGUAUCUGCUUGGAUAAAUGAUGAAUGUAUUUGGAGAAAACAUGGAGUAUGGGAUGUUGAUGUAAAAACUGGAAAACCUAAAGUUUUAAAUAAGAAAUAUUUUACACAACACCCAAUAACUGGAAAAAAAGUUGACUUCUAUAAAGAUUUCUAUCUUCCGUUUGUAAAAAGAUAUUCGGAAGGUAUACAAAGUGUCAAGAGUGAUUAUCUAGUUUUCGUGGAACCUUUACCUAAUGAACCACCUCCAAAAUGGACUACUUCUGAUCAUCACAAAAAUGUUGUUUAUGCGCCACAUUGGUACGAUUUACAGGCUUUAUUCACAAAAAGUUUUGACGGUAUAAUCACACACGAUGUACAACGUUUAACACAGGGACCUCAACAUAUUAUGUCAGCCACAUACUUUGGAAUUUCUGGUGCAAAAAAGAAUUAUUUUGGUCAAGUUCGAAAUAUUGUAAAAAAAGGUCUUGAAAAUGUUGGUGAUAAACCUUGUGUAAUAGGUGAAUGUGGAAUACCUAUGGAUAUUAAUGAUAAAAAAGCUUUCGCGACUGGUGAUUACACACAUCAUAUUAAUUUUCUGGAUGCUGUUUUGAUUGCUAUGGAAAAGAAUCUGGUGAAUUUUACAUUAUGGAAUUAUAAUUCUUCUAACGAUAACACGCAUGGUGAUCAUUGGUAUGGUGAAGAUUUUUCAAUAUAUUCACCACUUCCUUCUACACCAACAUGUACUGAGAAUUCUCUCAUAUCUGAAACAUCCGAAAUGAAAUCUGAAAUAUCUAAAUUGGCAUCUGAAAUGAUGACAACCAAUUCAACAUAUGGAACAAAUGGAACAAAUGGAACAAUUGAAUCAAUUAAAACAAAUGGUCAACCAUUAAACAAAUUGAAAUCUCGAGCGCAACAACAACUUAAAAUUCAUACAUUUACGGAUUAUGAUGAUCAUAAAGAUCAAGUGUUCUUAGAUGCAUCAGAAGAAAUUCAAAUUCAAGAUACAUUAGAAACAUCUAUAGAUACUUUAGAAACUUCCAUAAGUUCAGAUUCCUAUGAUGAAUGUAAAAGUGUAUUAAGUCAAAUGAGUCCUACUACUCCAACAUCUCCUUUUGAUUUAAAUCCUUGGCAAUUAGGAGAACAAGAUGAAGAAAGAUAUUAUGAUCCAUCUCAUCAUGAUGGAGGAAGAGUUUUAGAUGCUGUUCUGCGUCCUUAUGCUGCUAAAGCUCCUGGUGUACCACAGACUAUGGCUUUUAAUAUAAAAACAAAAGAAUUCACUUUCAAAUUCACAAAUUAUUCAUCGUCUCAACGAGUUAAUGAUAAUAUUUCCUCGAAUAUUGUUGCACCAGAAGUUGAAAUCUUUAUACCCAAUUAUCAUUAUAAAAAAUCAGGAAUUGAAAUUCGUGUUUCAGAUGGUGAUUGGAGAUAUGUUAGAAAUAGACAAACUUUAUAUUGGCGAGUUAAAGAUUGGAUCUCGGAAAAUUUGGUUCACUCAUUAAGAAUUCGAAUAAUUGAUGAUGAUGAUAAAACCAUUGCAGCAACAUCUGGUAGUGUUGAACUUUCAAAUGAUAUUAAUAAAUAUAAUUUCGAAGAUCCAUCAUCAGGAAGUUUUAAUGUAAAAGUAGUUUUGGGUUCAUUAUUUAUAUUAUUUUUAGCCAUUUAUACCCAAAGGAAACAUUUAGAAAUAUUUUUAUGA
This is a messenger RNA of Diversispora eburnea, 2865 nucleotides long. Lineage: Eukaryota; Fungi; Glomeromycota; Glomeromycetes; Diversisporales; Diversisporaceae. The record is from the annotation of a GenBank genome assembly.